Messenger RNA from Peromyscus eremicus (cactus mouse), 1185 nucleotides. It is a transcript of the gene Bmp2, whose product is annotated as bone morphogenetic protein 2. The record is from RefSeq and is a predicted model, not a curated record. Gene Ontology annotation, molecular function: cytokine activity; growth factor activity; BMP receptor binding. Lineage: Eukaryota; Metazoa; Chordata; Mammalia; Rodentia; Cricetidae. Gene Ontology annotation, biological process: BMP signaling pathway; negative regulation of transcription by RNA polymerase II; SMAD protein signal transduction. Gene Ontology annotation, cellular component: extracellular region. The transcript has 2 exons. The coding region runs from base 1 to 1185 and encodes 394 amino acids.
AUGGUGGCCGGGACCCGCUGUCUUCUAGUGUUGCUGCUUCCCCAGGUCCUCCUGGGCGGCGCGGCCGGCCUCAUUCCGGAGCUGGGCCGCAAGAAGUUCGCCGCGGCAUCCGGCCGCCCCUUGUCCCGGCCUUCGGACGACGUCCUCAGCGAGUUUGAGUUGAGGCUGCUCAGCAUGUUCGGCCUGAAGCAGAGACCCACCCCCAGCAAGGACGCCGUGGUGCCCCCCUACAUGCUGGACUUGUACCGCCGGCACUCGGGCCAGCCAGGAGCGCCCGCCCCGGACCACCGGCUGGAGAGGGCAGCCAGCCGCGCCAACACCGUGCGCAGCUUCCACCACGAAGAAGCCAUUGAAGAGCUACCAGAAAUGAGUGGUAAAACUGCCCGGCGCUUCUUCUUCAACUUGACUUCUGUCCCCACUGAAGAGUUCAUCACCUCUGCAGAACUCCAGAUUUUUCGGGAACAGAUACAGGAGACUUUGGGAAACAGUAGUUUUCAGCACCGAAUUAAUAUUUAUGAAAUUAUAAAGCCGGCGGCAGCCAGCUUGAAAUUUCCUGUGACCAGACUAUUGGACACCAGGUUAGUGAAUCAGAACGCAAGUCAGUGGGAGAGCUUCGAUGUCACCCCGGCUGUGAUGCGGUGGACUGCACAGGGACACACCAACCAUGGCUUUGUGGUGGAAGUGGCCCAUUUAGAGGAGAAACCAGGCGUCUCCAAGAGACAUGUGAGGAUUAGCAGGUCUUUGCACCCAGAUGAGCACAGCUGGUCACAGAUAAGGCCGUUGCUAGUGACUUUUGGCCACGAUGGAAAAGGACAUCCACUCCACAGAAGAGAAAAGCGUCAAGCCAAACACAAACAGCGGAAACGCCUCAAGUCCAGCUGCAAGAGACACCCUUUGUAUGUGGACUUCAGCGAUGUGGGCUGGAAUGACUGGAUUGUGGCUCCUCCGGGCUACCAUGCCUUUUACUGCCACGGGGAAUGCCCUUUUCCCCUGGCUGAUCACCUGAACUCCACUAACCAUGCCAUAGUGCAGACGCUGGUGAACUCUGUGAAUUCCAAGAUCCCUAAGGCAUGCUGUGUUCCCACAGAGCUCAGCGCAAUCUCCAUGUUGUACCUAGAUGAGAACGAGAAGGUGGUGCUCAAAAACUAUCAGGACAUGGUUGUGGAAGGUUGCGGGUGUCGUUAG